Bursaphelenchus okinawaensis is the source of this 1288-nucleotide messenger RNA. The record is from the annotation of a GenBank genome assembly. NCBI's taxonomy places the organism in Eukaryota, Metazoa, Nematoda, Chromadorea, Rhabditida, Aphelenchoididae.
AUGAAAGCUCGUAUUCUGGCUAGUAGAACCAUGUCGAUUCACAGAAAAUGUCUGACUACCGGUAAGAAACCUCGGUAUUUUUAAGUAUUUUCAGACAAACCAUACCUCAAAAGUGACAAUGUGUUCCGGUUCAAAGUGCCGGAAGACAAAGUGAAAUGGGACGUCAAGUUUGACGAUUAUCGACCGGUCGAGUACACUGAUCCGUCGACCGAAGGCAAACCUUGGGCUGAUGGACCGAUAAAUAAGAAUAUGAAGUUCAAUGACAUCGAUGGUGAUAUCGACAGAAGAUCGAAGAUGGGGUAGAUUACUUUUAGGUUUUUACGAUAUUAUCUCUAGUAUAAUAUUAUAUUUUUGUCAAAACUAGGUUGAAAAGUUAAUAAAAGGAAAAAUUUAUUACUUUAUAAUCAAUACUAUUAAAAUUAUCGUUUAUAUGAUUAAUCUUCGGUUUUUAACAUUAACUUCUUUAUAGUGUAUACAAGUUUGACGAUGAUGACAGACCUUUGAAUCCAGUAGGCCGAACUGGACUAAGAGGUAGAGGAAUAUUGGGCAAAUGGGGCCCAAAUCAUGCUGGAGAUCCUAUUGUGUCAAGGUUCAAGGAUGGGAAGCUUCAGUUUAUUGGUAUUAAGAGGGGAGACACUGGUAGGUAGUAUACUGUACUAAACUUGUAGUAUCUGAUACUAAACUUAUUGUCAUUUGUUUGUACUACUAUUUUAUUAAUUAUAUUGUCAUGCUUACGAUAAUUGACAGGAAGAUUUUUAAUAUAAUGUUCUACAGGAGAAUGGGCGCUGCCCGGAGGAAUGGUGGAUCCAGGAGAAACGGCUACGUCGACGGCGAAGCGAGAAUUUACAGAAGAAGCAUUGGACAAUGUAGAAGACAAGAACCUAGACGAUCUGUUUAAUAGCGGUAAGGUGUUAUACGAAGGGUACGUCGAUGAUCAUCGUAAUACUGACAAUUCGUGGAUGGAAACUACAGUAAUCAACUUUCAUGACGACAAAGAUGUUUUGUCGAAGGCUAAGGUCAAGGUACGAGUUCGUAUAAUAUAUAUUUUUUUAACUUUUGGUUAUAUUUUGAGUCGACAAGUAUCUAAAAUCAUUUUUUUUCAUAAAAAAUCGUAUAAAGUGUGAGCGUAGUACAUCUUUUAAAAUGUCACGUAUACAAAGUACGUUUUCAGGCAGGUUCAGACGCUGCUCAUGUGGAAUUUGUCACGGUGGAGUCUGGUAUUGAACUUUACGCGUCGCAUAACGAUUUCGUCAAGAUGUUUGCCAAGCUCCAUGGAGUUGAAAUAUAA